CCCAAAUAAAACGAAUUGAAUUGAAAAAAUCUUUGAAAUCUUUUAAAAAGUAUUUAUAAGAUCAAAGGAUCUACAUUUUUCGAUUUUAUACUCCAUAGUAGCCCAAAAAUGAGUCAACUUCCGUAGGAUCGAUAUCGCACAUGGUUAGAGCUCGGGAGAACCAAAAAAAUUCGAUGAAUUUACGAAAAAUUUUUUAUGAAAUAUCUUACUCGUUUCACUUACACCGGUUUUUUAAAAUUGAAACGUUUAUUUUUGAUCAGUUGUGAACAAUAUAUACGUAGAAAAAUAAUAAGACGGUUUUCUUGUGCGACCAUUCGUAACGAUAAGCGAACAUAACCUCACUUUCAACGUCGAAUUUUCUGACAAGCAGCUGUUUUACGAAAUUAUAUGCAUCUCAAAGUUUCUCCAAAUUUCAACAACGAUUAAACAACAUAAGGAAAACUCGAUCAAGCGAAUUUCGGAAAAAUCGGAAACUUCUCCGGCGAAUUAUCGCUUCUACCCACAUUUUCGAUUUCCUCCGUGUCUUCAAUACAAUCUACUAGGGUCGCAUUUUUUUCUUCGUGAAUCAGAGACUCGAAACAUUUCCAAACAUACCUCAAAAUGUCGACAUUCAGAGGUUUCGUAAAGGAAAUUCCUGGCAUAACCGUGGAUCGCUUCGACGGUGAUAAUUGGAAUGCUUCAGUGUAUUUCCUCACACAUUCCCAUACGGACCACACAGUAGGGCUGUGCGGAAACUUUUUUCGACAUUUGGAAUCCACUGGACGACGACUCUACUGCACCCAAUUGACAAAACUAUUUCUUCUGAGGAAAUAUGAAGUCGAAGACAAAUUUGCACCAUGCAUAAUAGAACUGAAACCUUGUGCUCCAAGGAUCGUGGAUUAUCAGUGGAAAGGACAAAAAGAAGUAAUCACUGUGAAUUGCAUUCCUGCUGGACAUUCUCCGGGUUCAGUGAUGUUCAUUUUUGAACAAGACAGUAAACGCGUUCUCUGUACAGGAGAUUUUCGAAUAUUACCGGUUGAUUUACCCAAAAUCAAGCCAUUAAACUCGACCGACGGCUCCGGAACAAUUCCCCUCAAAUUUGACAAUAUUUAUCUUGAUACAACUUUCUUGAACCCAGAAUAUGCAGAGUUUCCCACCAGAAAUCAAAGUCUGGAUACAAUUUGUAAGAGAGUCCGAGAAUGGUUGGGUCGAAGCACCAAAAACAUUGUUUCUCUUGAGUGUUCAGCUCUUACCGGUUCUGAGUUUAUUUUCAUGGAGUUGAUGGAAAAAAUAGGCAAACCGAUUCAUGUUAAGGACAAUAUUUAUGAAGAUUAUCUAAGAAUCGAGGAGUUGGCCAGGUGCGUAACACUCAACCCUACCGUGACUCCGCUGCACGCUUGUGUCAGCAAGCGAUUCAGCAGAGAUCAAUUGCCGUGUAGAACGGAGGUUGAUGGAGAGAAUAUUUUAACAAUUGUUGUCUCUGCCUAUCGCUGGAGAAAUCGCAAACUCUCUACUUUUUCUGAGUGGGACAAGACGAAGAAGAAUCGUUUGUAUGUCUGUUGUUCGAUGCACCCGUCUUACAACGAACUUCAGGCUUUUCUCGAGUACUUUCAACCACUCAAUGUUCAUCCCUGCGUUGACCCACCCGCAGAUUCUCAACUUUGUGCUUCUGAUGUGCUCAGAGAAAUGAGGCAGAAGUAUUGUCCAAAGCCAGAGACAAAGAUUGAUUAUGAUUUGAAAUCAUUAAUCGGAAACUCCUCAGGAAAAAAGAGAAGCCGAUCUCAAUAUAUCAGUGAUGAUAGCAGUGAUUGAAAGUGAUUUGAUAAAUUCUUCUAAGGAUUCGAUGUUCGAUUGUUAGAGAAAAAUUACUAAACAGGAGACCCUGUGGAGGAGACAAACGAGCAUUAUUUUUAUGUUUAAGACUUUCUGUUUUAAAUUUCUGAUCAAAUAGCAACAUUUUUUACAAUUAUUCAUUGUAAUCACAGCAAAAGAAUAUAUUUUUUUCCUAUUAGGGAUUUUAAUGUUAAUGGCCUACGAAAAUGUUGAUAAAAAGCUGAAAGACAAAGUUUCAGCACAGAUGACGCUGAAGUUUCCAACAUUGGAGUCCAACGAAAUGAUCUGAAAAAACUCAAAUAAUUCCAGUAAAUCUCCAAUCUUGUUCCCUGCCGAAUUUCCAAUUCGUAAUUUUUCAAGCCACAUCAAUAAUUCGUGAAAUAAAAAAAUAAUUAAUUAUAAAUCUUUUUUGUUCAUUUCGUUGAACUCCAAUGUUGCAAACUUCAGUGUCGAUUUUUUUAUGUUUAAUCUUCAUGAACAAGAAAUAAUAUGUUUAGAAUGCCUAAAAUUUUGAUAGUUCGAGGGAAAUAGGAAGAAAGGGUGUACAAAAGAGAAAAAAGAACAUAACUAAUGAGAUAAUUGAUUAAAAAGUUUUCAGAAUAGAAGAGAAUCUGUUAUAUAUAAUAAUGUUGGUAAUGAUGGCAGCGAUCAAUUAUAUUUUUUUACAAUUACAAGAAAAUAAUUCAAAUUAUAAAAGAUCAAACAACAGUUGUAUUUUCAUUACGAAUAAAACAUUAUAAUCGAA
This is a messenger RNA of Venturia canescens, 2557 nucleotides long. It is a transcript of the gene Snm1, whose product is annotated as Snm1. The coding region runs from base 601 to 1791 and encodes 396 amino acids. Gene Ontology annotation, molecular function: 5'-3' DNA exonuclease activity; damaged DNA binding. Gene Ontology annotation, biological process: telomere maintenance; interstrand cross-link repair; double-strand break repair via nonhomologous end joining. NCBI's taxonomy places the organism in Eukaryota, Metazoa, Arthropoda, Insecta, Hymenoptera, Ichneumonidae. The record is from RefSeq and is a predicted model, not a curated record. The transcript has a single exon.